Molecule: messenger RNA, 6087 nt
Organism: Oncorhynchus kisutch (coho salmon)
Lineage: Eukaryota; Metazoa; Chordata; Actinopteri; Salmoniformes; Salmonidae
Product: rab effector MyRIP
Exons: 16
Coding region: 558-3617 (1019 amino acids)
Biological process (GO): intracellular protein transport
Cellular component (GO): cortical actin cytoskeleton
Molecular function (GO): small GTPase binding; myosin binding; actin binding
Source: RefSeq, a predicted model, not a curated record
GAAUGUAUGCAUCGCGCGAGUUAAUUCUGCGGUAGCGGGGCGCGCAAUGCUUCUUCGAGAAAAGAGUAGCGGUGUUGGCUUGCGGCUCUCCCAUUGGCUGUCCCACAGGAUGCCCAGGUGUUGACAGAGAUGGAAUCAGCAGCUGGAUCUCACGACGUUGCCUGACAGAGACACCGAAAGUGAGGCUCGCCUUGCUAUCAUUCCAAUUGUAGCCUAUGCUACACAGAUUUGAAUGGAAAUUGAACAGUAUAAUUAUCAACAAGGAGAACAAAGAUAUGUAGCGUUAAAUCCGCACAUCGCCCGUCUGCGCCCUCCCUCUGUAAUUCAAACCCCGUGACUCCUCAAUGGUGCCUGCUGCAACCGCUGCGUGGGGAAAAUAACCUGAAGACAAGGCUGUCAAAGUAUCUGAGACUCAUCUAAAGGAAGUUUACACUUGUCCGUUUAUCUGAACGCUUCCUUCCACGUUGUGUGUCCGGGAGAGCCCUCUGUUUGGAGGCUGUAGCUGGCGGUCAUCCGGCGCUCGUCAGCACCCCGUGGCGGUGGCAAGGCCAGGAGAGAUGGGGCGCAAGCUGGACCUGUCGGGCCUGACAGACGACGAGGCGGAGCACGUGCUGAAGGUGGUGCAGAGGGACAUGAAGCUGAGGAAGAAGGAGGAGGACAGGCUCAGUGAGAUGAAGCAGGAGCUGGCGGAGGAAGGCAGUAGAUGCUCCAUCCUCUCCAAGCAGCACCGCUUCAACGAGCACUGCUGCAUCCGCUGCUGCUCUCCCUUCACCUUCCUGGUCAACCCCAAGCGCCCGUGUCUGGACUGCCAGUACAACGUCUGCAAGACCUGCCGCACCUACAGCAAGCGAGAGAAAGCCUGGCUCUGUACCGUCUGCCAGAAGACCAGGAUAUUGCGGACCCAGUCUCUAGAAUGGUACUAUAACAACGUGAAGAGCCGCUUCAAGAGGUUCGGCAGUGCCAAGGUUCUGAAGACGCUCUACAGGAAUCACAUAGUGGAGAGAGGAGGCAUCUUGGAUCUACCAGAAAGCAGUGUUCACGACGGAAGCAAUGACAAUGAUGGCAGCGUCUGUGGCAGUGACUCAACCUUCUACAGGCAGAGUGAAGGACACAGCAUGGCAGAGACCCUCACGGUUGCCCUGCGCGUUGCUGAGGAGGCCAUAGAGGAAGCCAUCGCCAACGCAGAGGAAUUCAGUGACAGCUUGGAGAAGCAGAAUGAGGCUCGCUACCUACGGGACCACAAAGAAGAGCUUAUAGAGGAACUGGCCACAACCAUCGUACAAAAAAUCAUCCAGAGGAGGAAGCAUUCCGAGAUGCAGACAGAGUAUGACUUUGUGUGGCCCCAGAGACCGAGCCAGGGCCAGCCUCAGGGCAGUGAGCUGUCUUCCCCCAGCCAGCACCCUCACAGCACCCUGGCCCAGGCCAACCAGGCCCACCUCAAGAGCUCCUACUCCCUCUGGAGGUCACGGUCGGCAUUCUCCCUGACCAGUGAUGACUCCCCAGAGAAGGUGACUGAGGCACUAAUGGGGGCGGGGGGCGGGGUACAGGACUACGCCUCUCUGAAGAAGGAGACGGCCAGGGCCUCCUCACUGCCCAGCUGGAAGAGUGUGGACCGCCUGGACAACUCCAGUGCGUCUUCGGUGCUGCAGAGCCCUGAUGGAAACUGGAUUGCGCUGCAGAGCUCUCAGCACUCCCGUCCCAGCCUACUGGCCAAGAGAAAGUCGCUGGUGUUCAGCGUCCUGGAGAAAGAGUCUGGCGUGGUCUCGGCCUAUGAUGAGAUGGGCUCUGAUUCCGAUCAGGAGAACGACAAGGGGGGCUGGGGCGCCGCGCUCCGCCAGUUCCGGCAGAAACUCUCAGACGAGACGUACUACACGGACUCCCAACACGACCCGGAGUGGACGUACACCCCGGUCCACCUCCCGGUCACCUCGCCUUCCUCGGGCCAGUACACCAACACGGAGACCGUCAACUCUGACUCAGAGUCCUCGUCGGUACACUCCGCCCGCCCCCGCAAACCCUUCCAUAACGUGAUGGGAAGAAAAGGCCCUAACUCAGACUCGCAUCUUCAUCCCCAGCAGGCUCAGUACCACCAUCAUCAUCAACACCAGAACUUCCCCUCGUACCCGCUCCACCCGGAGGCGCUGGAUGUGAACUUUAACCCCAAGGUGACUGGGGAUAGUAGCGAGGCAGAGGACAGCAUGCAGAGCAACCAGGUCAGGAGGUCGCGGAGACGCAGGAAGAGCAAGAGGGAAGCGGCGGGGAACCAGACACACACACAGCCCCUCUACGCACAAUCUGUACAGGAGAACAGUAUCCUGCUGAACGGCCUGUUGAAGAGGGGCAUGAGUGAGGAGAUGGCCGCCCCUGAUGUGGUGCCCGAGGCCAUGACCCCCGAGCCCGAGGACCAGGACACUGUGGCCCCUAACUCUGCGGCCCCUAGCCCCCGUAACCCCAUGACCCCUGACCCCCUGUCCACCAGCAGCACUGGGCCUGGCUCCGGAGACACACUGGAGCAGGAGCUCCGCUCCAAACUGAGCCAGCUGGUUGGACGAGCCAACAGCAAAGAAGUAGUGAGCUCAUCUGAGGACGAGCCAAUCAAAAGUCCUGGAGGGAGAGACCGAGAAAGUGACAGACCGAAAGAGACGCUGAGGCAGAAUGAGAGAGAAGGUGAUCGGCAGAGACAGAGUGAGAGACCGAGAGACAGACCGAGGAGUAAAAGUCACGAUAGGGCGAAGAGAGAGACAAUCGAGUCAGUGAAAGGGCCGGAACUGAAAAAGAGAGAGAGACUAACGGAAAGGCCGAUAUUAACAGAGGAGGAGAGAGUGAAGGAGAGGAGGUUGGGGAGAGGAGGAAAGAGUUUGGAAGAGAAAGUAGAUGACAGAGAAGAGAAGAGAGUGGAGAAGAACAGGCUCAGUAAGAGACCACAGGGACAAGAGGUGGACAGAAAGACUGAGAAAAAGGGGGAACAAGUGGAAGACCAAAAUGAAAAGACCGGAUCCACGCCCACCUCGCUUGCUAUUACCCCAUCUGUCCAGGAGGGGGUGCUGUGUGACGGACAGAAGUACUCGGCCGCAUCUCUGUGCAGUAUCACCACAGAAGUCCUGAAGGUGCUCAACGCUACCGAGGAGCUGAUUGGUGAGGCGGGGGGCGAUAGCGUCACCCCCUCAGAGUGCAUGAGCGCGUCUGAAUCCUUCUCCAGCAGCUUAGAGACCAGGGAGCUGGACCAGAAACUCACAAAGAUGGAGGAAAACGUGUACCUGGCUGCGGGGGCGGUGUACGGCCUGGAGGGGGCACUGGGGGACCUGGAGGAGGUGGCCCGGGACAUCAGCAGUAGCACCUCAGACAGAGAGCUGGCCUUCCUGGAGGACCAGGUGGCCACUGCCGCCACCCAGGUGCAGCAGUCUGAGCUCCAGAUAUCAGACAUCGAGGUGAGGAUAUUAUCUUUAAAAACAGCUGGACUGAACGUCACCGCCUGCAAUCGUUUCUCCAAGUUCCCCAAGCCAAAACCUAAGCCUCAAACCCUCGACACGUCACGUCAACAGAGGAGAAAGCUACCUGCCCCUCCAGCCAAAGAUAAGGAGUCCGAGCAGCAGGUGAGAGCACUUCAGCCGUACUGACAUACAGACAGCACAAAAAGUCCCUCGAGGGCACCUGUGGACCCCCGCGGGGCCUCUCCAAUCCAGUGCCUUGAAUCAGCGUCCGCUUCGGGCUACACAGGGACUAACAACUGCCCUGUGCACCCCAACCAGCGCUCUCCUCAGCCAGGCACUUCCCCAUCUUGUCACCCUCUAAAAAUGACCCCAUACCAUGCCUCCCCAUCCUACUCCACCCCCCCCCCCCCCCCCCCCCCCCCCGGGCCUCACUCACUGUAACCACCACACCACGAUGGUGGGUUGAUAGACUGUGUGUCUCUGCCUUAAAAUCAGCAUACGAACACUCCUCACCGUGACAACUCACUGUCUUACUAUCAAAAGAAGACGUCACUUCAGAGUCAUUGUAGUACAGAAAAUAAAAAACAUCUAACUGUUUGCAAGAGUGUUGUAGGUGUUUGAAAAGAGUGUUGUAGGUGUUUGAACUAAUGAACAAAGAAGAUGUGAAAAACCCACGUGAAAUACUUCUGUGGUACGUGUCCCUAAAGAGGCUAAACCAUGUUUUAUAUACUACUGUUUUACUUUCUCUCACCGAUGAAAUGUCAUGAUGAAUUGUAGAGCAGUUGCAGAACCUGUUCAAUGUUGACAUUAAAUUAUUAUUUCUGUGUAAAGACUCAAAAGUAAUAAUUUCCCUGAAACUAGCAAAAAAAAAUCCUCAUUCACCAAGAUAUGGUCUGAUGUUUUUCAAAUUUUAGAAAAGGAGAUUACUUGAAAAAACAUCGGUAACAUAAGGUAGCAUGUGAACACAACUCAACCUUUUUGAAGGAGGUGAUUUUGUGAUGACAUAAUUACUCUUGUGCUUAGUUACCAUAUUUGGAGAAAGGUUUGCUAUAUUGCUAGUAAUGUAAUGAAACAUUUACAUUUAAUUGCAUUUUCAAAUAAUGAAGCAUUUGUCACACAAAUAGGCUACCUAUCUGUAAAGCAUUUAUGAACCCAAAGAAGCCAUGAAUGAAUUAAAUGAACAUGUGUUUCUUACCAAUUUAAAAACGCCUGUCUAUGAAAUUGUCACCAUCUAAGCCGUUAGUUGUUAUUUUUAUAUUUCAUUUAUUUCAGCUUUGUGGCCUUUAUUUGGCAUAGAUCCUGAUUUGUCACCUGUGCUGUAUGGCUCCAGUAAUGAAUUGUACAUUGCGUUAAAUAUCUAGUAAAGAUGUAAACAUAAUGAAGCCUAAUGGGCUGUAUGACAAAAUGCUAUGAAAACCAUGAUUUUAUUACAAGCAUUUGAAUUUUGAACUUUUCAAGAUUGUUAUAAUUUUCACUAAAACAAAGUGAGUGGAAAAUGGCGUAAGCUUUCUCCCCCUCUGAAAGCUUUUCUCAUCAGUUAUGUCUGAAAGCGUGUCAUGUUUCCAUCUUCAAAGUGCUUUACAUGUGUGGCUGCAUUAAUUGUCUAAAAACUUGUGAUUUCAAAAGUUGAUAAGGGUAUUCAUAUUCAUGAUAAAAUGGGAGAUGCUAUAAAUAGUAGUUGAUGCAGUGUGUGACAUAACUCCAAAGAGUCUUGAGUGCUCAGCCUGUUUCUAUCAAGUGUCUCAUUGUAGGAGUACUGGUCUAGGAUCAGAUCUUCCCUGUCCAUGUUAACUGUAUUCAUUGUGAUCUACAAAUACAGGCCUUGCUCUUUAUAUUUAGAAAGUCAAAGUAUUAAUAUAGAGGAUAUGAAAUACAAGGUUGCGUAGGGUUCUGUUCGUGUCUACUGCUCGGUAAUGACAGGUAGAAUAGUAUGACGUUUGCUUUGGUCCGUGGUGUUAUGUGCAGCCUUUUUUCAGGCCACACAUAACACCCUAGACCAGAACUAGUAUAAAGUGUCAUCUAGUUGUCCUUUGAUAACAGGUUAUUCCCAUACCUCUGGACUGCUGGGACUUCUGUUGUUUUUACAUGAUAUUAUGAUAUUUGAUUCUAUUGGGUUCUAUUUGAACAAUGUCCACUGGUGGGUCCAUAUAUUCAUCCUAUGAUCGCUUUUAGCAGGUUUUGCAGAUCGUUCCUGUAUGUUGUCGUUGUUCCUGGAGGUGUGUUGUGUAUAAACGCAUGUUAAAUAGAUGUACAAAAUUCUCACGAGAAGCACAGCCAAGGGGUUCAUCAUUAUCAAUGUCCUGUAUUUUUAUAUUGUAAAAAAAAAAAAGUGAUCUCACCUCAGAAUUUGUUUAUAUAUAUGUAAAAAAAAAAAAACGGAUAUGACAUAAGAUAUAAUUGCCCAAUCAUAAACUUGAUCCUUCUGUGUCUGUGGGAGACUGUGCAACUUAGCUGCCAUCAUGACUGAAUGACUGCAGUGAAAUUCACUAUGCACAGCUUUGAUGGACUAUUCACUCAUGUGCAAUCGUUUGUUGCAAUCCAUAUCAUGUGUUGGGGAAAAUAUAAAGAAGCAAAAAAUGUAUUCUCUAUGUGCCAAAUUGCUCUGAAUGAGAAAAAGUGUAAUACUAAAUGAAUAAAAGUUUGCAUACCUGAAUGA